Messenger RNA from Serpula lacrymans var. lacrymans S7.9, 2007 nucleotides. RefSeq lists its product as uncharacterized. The transcript is spliced from 8 exons. Lineage: Eukaryota; Fungi; Basidiomycota; Agaricomycetes; Boletales; Serpulaceae. Bases 1 to 2007 code for a protein of 668 amino acids. The record is from RefSeq and is a predicted model, not a curated record. Gene Ontology annotation, cellular component: intracellular membrane-bounded organelle; Mon1-Ccz1 complex. Gene Ontology annotation, biological process: vesicle-mediated transport.
AUGAGUAGGACCCCUGCAGCGUUACUGUAUAUGACCAUAUACAACCCCUCACUCCGUCCAGUUGGCCCCGUAUCACCAGACGAUGAGGAUGCUGAGGAACAGGCACAUAUCUUAUUCUACACCUCAAGAGAGCGUGCUGUUUCUCGUGACCGGAUGCUCAGGCAAGUCGGAUUGGCCAAGGCGCUAGUUAACUUCUCCGAAAUAUUCAGUUCGACAGACUCGUGUCAGAAUGUGCACUCUCAAUCAAAGAGAAUGGUCAUGGUAAACCCAGAACCAGACUUUUGGAUACAUGCAGCCGUCGAGUUAGCUCGAACUCCUCGUAAGCCAGUGGUAAAUGUCAAGAACAAGGGGAAGGAGAAGGAGAAAGGAAAGGAGAAACAGAAGGCAGAAGCACAAGAGCAUCAGAUAUAUGAUUAUCACGACGGUUCCCUCCACGACCUUGUUCUGCGAGGACACAUCCUACGCGGAUACGAACUCUUCAAGCUUACGCAUGGUUCUUUCACAUCAAUAUUAUCGUCUUUGGGGCAGGAAGCACUGGAGUUGCAACUUGAAAGGUUCUUUACUAUGUGGGCAUGGUCUUGGAAUUUGGAAGAAGGCUAUGAUUUAUCGACAGACCUUGGACUCCCCUUGCAUCCAUUGCAUCGAUCUUUCUUACCACUUGUUGACACUUUUUCUUCUCAGUUACCCGAUCACAUCGUCCCACUCAUUCUGUGUCCACCAUACUUGGCCCCUUCGAGUCGAUUUACGCAUUCAAACUUCCCUGAAGCGCUUUCCCGACAUCUCCUGUCUCUUGUUCCACCCCUACCACCGAAAUCAAUUAUCGACACAGGCUCUGAAGCACUACCACCUGGCGAUGCUGGCCACGUCCCUGCGGCCAAUCUCCAAAAAAAUCCUCAUCGCGAAGCAUACACUAGUAGUGCUUUCCUUGGCAUGCCGUCUGUGAAUUUAAAUUUAAAUAUGGAUGUGCGGAAAUGGAGUUGGCCUUUUAGUAAGGCUUCAAAGAAGCCUCUCGAAGUCGACUUGGAAGUGAAGGAUAAUGUUGAGAAGAGUGACAACCCUAGAAUGGAUCAUUCAAGCGCUGGCGUGGACACCAGUGCGUUGCAAGAUGCAAUGUCUUCUGACAGCAUCCAUCUACCCCUCAAGGUUAAACAUGACCCAAUGGAGGGUGCUAGUGUAGUCCCCAUAGAGUGUCAAGAGGUUUCGUCAGAGAAACCUAUCGAUCUACCAGCUUCUGCUCAGGACUACGUGGGCCUUCAUGAAGAUUAUCAACACCAAAUAGCCGCAUCAGAUUCUUUCAAUGAAGUCGAAUCACGGAGGACGUCACAGAUAUCGACUUACUUUGACGACGACCAUCCCGAGUCUAAUGAUCCUGCUCUCUGCUCGCCCGAGUCUCAGGCGUCUACAAUUGGUGCUCGUAAUUCAGAUUCUGCAAAUCUCGCCCUUCUCGAACCAGCCCCUGAAUUUCUAACUACGUCUAUUUGCCUUGUAGACAGUCCGAAUUCCUCGAUCACUCAUAGAAGAGAGGUGGCCUAUUUGAGAAGUGAUGAUUUUAUCGUUGCUCUCAUAAACAGUGGCUCGAGUAGCCAGGAGCUGCCUAACUUAGAUGGUAUUGGGAAAGAGGCCUCAGCCCUACUCAUCGACAUACAGAACGUUGUCGAUGAAGAUAUUACGACCCGAGGGUCAGAUUCACUGCCAUCGGCCUCAAAAAUAUUGCAACCGAAGGAUAAACACUUGGUUAGGUCGGGGAAAUUCUUCACUGCAAGCCCCGGCUUUGAACUCAGAUCGCACCAUCUGUAUCAUGCUGGUCAACUACUAGAAAAAGACACCGAGAUAUCGGAAGUAUUUUCGAGAGGUCAAAAUCCUCAGCAUUGGCAUGUUAUUAGAGGUAUCUAUUCUGAGGAGACAUCAACAAGAGACGAAGAGAUUUACCUUGAGGUGUCGCGGAAGGAGGCCAGCCUGGCUGACGUUGAUAAUGUUCUACAGAAGAUAGCUAGACUAGAACGGUAG